Molecule: messenger RNA, 1506 nt
Organism: Strongylocentrotus purpuratus (purple sea urchin)
Lineage: Eukaryota; Metazoa; Echinodermata; Echinoidea; Camarodonta; Strongylocentrotidae
Product: carbonic anhydrase 12-like
Exons: 7
Coding region: 62-811 (249 amino acids)
Cellular component (GO): plasma membrane
Molecular function (GO): carbonate dehydratase activity; zinc ion binding
Source: RefSeq, a predicted model, not a curated record
CUCCAGACCAGUGAUACCAUGGAACUACAGAGCAGACAAAGGUCCCCACAAAUGGGGGCAGAUGUUCCCCUACCAGUGUGCCGGGUCGAUGCAGUCCCCCAUCGCUAUACAGACCAUCAACACGAAGAGGAAAGAGUGGGCCCCUCUGGAGCUGAAUGGAUACGGCGAUACCGACGGGAAAAGGAUGACUCUUACGAACCUCGGAACUACAGUGGAGCUAAUGUUGGAGGGUAACUACACGAUCCGUGGAGGGGGACUUGGGGGUACCUAUGUGGCUGACCAGGUGCACUUCCACUGGGGUUUCUCCAACGAGCAGGGAUCUGAACAUGUCCUGGACCGCAGAAAAUAUCCCGCAGAGAUGCAUAUUGUUCACCACGAGCAGUCGUUAAUAGGAGAUAGCAUCUUUCACACACCAGGCGGGGUAGCAGCAAUCGGUGUCUUCAUCGAGAUCGGUGAGAAGAACGAAGCUUUUGAAAAACUAGUGAAACACCUAAAAGAAAUCAAAUUCAAAGACGAAUCACAACUUGUGACCGAACCUAUUCGACUCACCGAGCUUUUCCCUAAGAAUCGAAGCCAGUUCUACCGUUACAUCGGUUCCUUAACCACGCCCCCAUGCUAUGAGGUAGUCACGUGGACAGUCUUAAAACAACCAAUCACAAUAUCUCGAGAACAGAUGUCUGCAUUGCGUGGUGUUUUCGAGACAACCCGCCAUGCCUAUGUUUACCGCACUGAGACACCCAUAUUGCUACAGAAUAACUUCAGACCUGCGCAAAGCAUCAACGGUCGCGACGUUUACCGGUGCGGAUUCUGAGGGAAGGCCGUCGAUGGACUCGACUGCGUUUCUCUGCAAUAGUUCACAAAACGACGUAGUACAAAAACACACUUUGAAAUGAAUAGGUAAAACUUACCUAUUUCAACAGAUGAGGGAUUACGGAGCUAGCGCCUGGACGUGUUAUUUUCCGCCAUAGUAAUCAGCAUUGUCACCAUGUUAUAGCAACGUUCUUGAUUGUAGGUUUCAUUUAUGACGCCCAUGCCGUCACAAAGAAAGCAAUUUGUAUUGUCAAUAAAAAUUAUACUCGGGUUACACAGGAAUAUGCCUUUGUCACGUUCGCACAUUGUAUUUUUAUUUAGUAACUCAAAUAUGCUUAAUCCAGGUCAAAACAAACCAUACAUACAUUUUUAAACCUAAAUAAUUAUUCCCUCCUUCACAUGCAAUGUAUCCAACAUCAGCUCUGAAAUUCUUCAUUCUAUUGAUAGGAGAGGGUUAAAUUUAGUUUAUCAUAAUAACCCAACAACUGGACUCGCUCAGUUAUGAUCAUAAUUAUCAAGAAAAUUAUGUUAACAACAAAUAAUACUUUAUGUCUUUACCUGUUUGACAUGAGAUAAUAGAACAACUCGCUAUGUAUUUGUAUGUAUAUUAUGCUGAAAUUUACUAUCUGUGUGUUGAUACUUGAUAGCACAGAUGUCGAGCAAGCCUAGCUAUAGCAUACUCCUUCUCUGUUAGGA